AUGCAAAUUAUACAGUUUAUUCGUGUAAACGGCGAUCGUAAACCAAAAGGUUCGAUACUCCUCAAAGAUGUUGUUCCGUAUAUAUGUGUCGGUUUAAUGACUGAUCGUAUGCCUGGACUCGGAGGAGCAGCUCUCGGCUUUGGUAGCGGUAUGCUGAUGGGAUCGCUGCUCAGCUAUGGCAUGGGUUCAAUGUGGGGUGGUCACUCGAUGAUACCAAGCUACGGAGGCGGUUUCGGAAUGGGUGGUGGCUACUAUUCGGAUAAUGACACCACCAUCACGAACAACUAUUACAACUAUCCGGAUCCGAACGCAGCCGGAACCGCGGUUGAUGCCAAUGAUUCACAACCGGCGAUUCAGGAUGUCACCGAUCAGGAUGACGUGGUCGAUUCCGAUCCGCCUCGUGAUGACUCCGUAGAUGUUGCAGAUGCUAAUCAGGAUGACGUGGAGGAUAAUGACCACCCAGCCCAAGACGAUGCCGUAGAAGACGCCGGCGUUGAUCAGGAUGACGUGCCCGACAAUGAUUAUGCGGCAGACGAUGAUGUCGUAGACAAUGGCGACAUGGACCAGCACGACACCAAUCAGGACUACACCAAUGCAGACGACUACGGCUAUGGCGGUGACACAGGCUACGACUAUGGAGGGGACGAUUAUGGUGGUGGUGAUUUCGGAGGCGGCGACUUUGGUGGUGGUGACUUUGGUGGAGGCGAUUUUGGCGGAGGCGAUUUUGGCGGCGACUUCUAA
Messenger RNA from Haemonchus placei, 741 nucleotides. NCBI's taxonomy places the organism in Eukaryota, Metazoa, Nematoda, Chromadorea, Rhabditida, Trichostrongylidae. The record is from the annotation of a GenBank genome assembly.